Molecule: messenger RNA, 1881 nt
Organism: Aspergillus tanneri
Lineage: Eukaryota; Fungi; Ascomycota; Eurotiomycetes; Eurotiales; Aspergillaceae
Gene: osm1
Product: putative fumarate reductase Osm1
Exons: 5
Coding region: 1-1881 (626 amino acids)
Molecular function (GO): FMN binding; oxidoreductase activity
Source: RefSeq, a predicted model, not a curated record
AUGGCCACCCCUCCUAGAGUUAUCGUCGUCGGUGGUGGAUUGUCUGGUCUCAGUGCCGCCCACACUGUCUACCUAAACGGUGGAAACGUUCUUGUUCUAGAUAAGCAGUCUUUCUUCGGUGGCAACUCGACCAAAGCUACCUCGGGUAUCAACGGUGCCCUCACGCGCACUCAAGUCGACUUGGGAAUCCCCGACAGCGUCAAGACUUUCUACGAAGACACCCUCAAAUCCGCCAGAGAUAAGGCUCGCCCCGAGCUCAUCAAGGUCCUCACAUACAAGUCCGCAGCUGCGGUGGAAUGGCUGCAGGAUGUUUUCAACCUCGAUUUGACUCUUGUUUCUCGUCUCGGUGGCCACUCUCAGCCCCGGACACAUCGUGGCCACGAUGCCAAGUUCCCUGGAAUGGCCAUCACCUACGCUCUUAUGCAGCGGUUAGAAGAGCUCAACGAGCAGGAACCCGACCGUGUCCAGAUUGUCAAGAAGGCCCGCGUUACCUCAGUCAACAAGUCCGGAAACACUGUGACUGGUGUUACUUAUGAGCUCAAUGGUGAAUCUCACUCCGCAGACGGUAUCGUUGUCCUUGCCACUGGUGGCUAUGCUGCCGACUUUGGUGAUGGGUCGCUUCUGAAGCAGCACCGCCCUGACACCUUCGGCCUGUCCAGUACCAACGGUACUCACGCUACUGGUGAUGGUCAGAAGAUGUUGAUGGAAAUUGGUGCCAACGGCAUCGACAUGGACAAGGUCCAGGUGCAUCCUACGGGUCUUGUUGACCCUAAGGACCCUACUGCUAAGUUUAAAUUCCUUGCUGCUGAAGCUCUCCGUGGUGAGGGUGGUCUCCUGCUCAACUCGGAUGGCCAGCGGUUCUCGGACGAGCUGGGCCACCGUGACUAUGUGUCCGGCCAGAUGUGGAAGGAGAAGGAGAAGGGUAAGUGGCCCAUCCGUCUUGUGCUCAACAGCAAGGCCUCCAACGUUCUGGACUUCCACACUCGCCACUACUCCGGCCGUGGAUUGAUGAAGAAAAUAACUGGCAAGGAGCUGGCUAAGGAGAUCGGCUGCGGGGAGGCUGCUCUGCAGAAGACCUUCACCGAGUACAACGCCAUCGCCGAUGGCAAGAAGAAGGACCCCUGGAACAAGCGUUUCUUCCACAACAUGCCCUUCGACAUCAACGAUGACUUCCACGUGGCCCUGAUGGAGCCCGUCCUGCACUUCACCAUGGGUGGUAUCGAGAUCAACGAGCACGCCCAGGUGCUCAACUCGGAGAAGAAGCCCUUCGAGGGUCUCUACGCCUGCGGUGAACUGGCAGGUGGUGUCCACGGCGCCAACCGUCUGGGUGGCUCUUCCCUUCUGGGCUGCGUGGUCUACGGUCGUGUUGCCGGCGACAGCGCCAGCCAGCAUCUCUUCCAGAAACUGGUUUCCGGCGGUGUCUCCAGCGCUCAGCAGCGUCUGGGUCAGAUCUCCUUGCACAUCGACCCCUCUACCCCCGGCAAGAUCUCCGUCGAGUGGGGCGGUGCAGGUGCCGGCGGUGCCCAAGCUACCGUGGGUGCCCCCGCAAGCGCAGCCCAGACCCCCGCUGCUCCCGCCGCCGCCGCCGCCGCCGAGACCGGUCCCAAGAAGUUCGAGAUCCCUUCCACGGAAUACUCCAUGGAGGAGAUCGCCAAACACAACAAGAAAGAUGACCUAUGGAUCGUCGUCAAGGGUGUUGUCUUGGACGUGACCAACUGGCUGGAUGAGCAUCCCGGCGGAGCCAAUGCUCUCUUCAACUUUAUGGGCCGUGAUGCCACAGAAGAAUUCGCCAUGCUCCAUGACGACGAGGUUAUUCCCAAAUAUGCAUCGCAGAUUGUCAUCGGCCGUGUCAAGGGCCAGACCCCUACUCUAGAGAUCUAG